AACUUCCGCCCACCUAUAGCAUCGGGCUUAUCACAUAGCUUCGUCCUUCUCACAAAGUGUAUUGCUUGGUUUUUCUUCUCUCCAAAGAGAUGAUGGUACCUUCCGGCAAGAUUCAAACAGUUCUGGGUGUGGUCAUGCCAGAGGACGUUGGUAUAACGUAUCCUCAUGAACACCUCUCUAUGGACUUCUCCUUCACUCUCCAGUCCACCGCAGAUCCCAGAAUCACGGAGAAACAAGACGCGGGGUUUGAUCUGAAGAACUUAGGCUGGAUUCGACAGUAUCCGUACAGCCACAAGCCUAACCUCCGAUACAACGAUGGGAAAAGGGCAAUUGUCGGAGAGCUUAAGCAGUUCAAGAAGUAUGGUGGUUCGGGAGUUGUUGAGAACAGCACGGUGGGUUUACAGCGGGACAUUCAGUUUGUUCGGCAGGCAUCCCAACAAUCCGGGGUCCAUGUCAUAGCGGGCACAGGAUUUUAUGUGGAUGAAUCUCUUAGUCCGGCCGUUCAUCAGAUGUCCACCGAAAAAAUGGCGGAAACUAUGAUUCGAGAUAUAACUGAGGGCACGGAUAACACCGACAUCAAAUGCGGAGUAAUCGGAGAGUUAGGCUGUUCGUGGCCAUUAACAGCUACAGAGCGACGAGUUCUGGAAGCUGGUGCGCAUGUCCAGACCGCUUUGGGAUGUCCGGUGAUCAUACAUCCUGGACGUGGCGAAGGUGCUCCCAUGGAGAUAGUCCGGAUUCUCCAAGAAGCUGGUGGGAAGGUGGACAAGACUGUGAUGUCACACCUAGAUAGAACAAUCUUUAGCCAAGAAAAACUGCGAGAAUUGGCUGAUACGGGCAUAUACUGUGAGCUGGAUCUGUUCGGCAUUGAGGUGUCGUAUUACCAGUUCAAUAAGGAAGUGAAUAUGCCUAGUGACAGCACCAGAAUCAACAACAUCAAAUAUCUAAUAGACGAGGGUUUCCGGGAGCAAGUCGUCAUAGCGCAUGACUGUCAUACUCUCCACAGACUGGAGCAAUAUGGCGGUCACGGGUUGUGCCACAUUUUACUGAAUGUCGUGCCUAUGAUGAAGCUCCGUGGGAUUUCACAGUCCGCCAUUGAUAACAUUCUUAUUGAUAAUCCGAGAAGAUGGCUUACGUUUUUAUAAACCAAUGAAUGACUCGAUUUAUUACAUUGAUUUGUGAUGAUAUAUGUUACUGUAUAUUUAUGCACAUGAAAACAAAAUUUUAGUUUGGAGUUUGGAUACUCCCCCCCAACCCCCUCUCCAAUCCUGUUUGUAUAACAAAGCAUUAUGUACACUGAACAUCUUUUAAUAACGGAGUAUUUUAUCUGCUUGUAAUUUAACUUACAUUGCGUAUGCAUGAUUGGCGAGUGACCACGUCUAUCCCUCUGACAAACCAUUAAUAGACCAUUUGACAAACAUCUGAGCAUAUGACGGAAGCAAUCAUACAGACUUCAGUAUAUCUACAUGGAAGUGACAUUCUCGUGCUGUUUGGGUCAUUAUAGUAAAGGAUGAAAUCAGUUUAUUUAUUUAUUUGAUUGGUUUUCUAAACUAUUGUAAAUUUAAUGUAACUGUUAAAUGUUGUAAUUUA
Molecule: messenger RNA, 1587 nt
Organism: Liolophura sinensis
Lineage: Eukaryota; Metazoa; Mollusca; Polyplacophora; Chitonida; Chitonidae
Product: phosphotriesterase-related protein-like
Exons: 8
Coding region: 90-1142 (350 amino acids)
Biological process (GO): catabolic process
Molecular function (GO): zinc ion binding
Source: RefSeq, a predicted model, not a curated record